Andrographis paniculata is the source of this 1523-nucleotide messenger RNA. RefSeq names its product palmitoyl-acyl carrier protein thioesterase, chloroplastic-like. Gene Ontology annotation, biological process: fatty acid biosynthetic process. The coding region runs from base 105 to 1310 and encodes 401 amino acids. The record is from RefSeq and is a predicted model, not a curated record. The transcript is spliced from 6 exons. Lineage: Eukaryota; Viridiplantae; Streptophyta; Magnoliopsida; Lamiales; Acanthaceae. Gene Ontology annotation, molecular function: acyl carrier activity; fatty acyl-[ACP] hydrolase activity.
UCUCACAUACAAUUUCUUUCUUUAUUACAUCUGUCGUGCAAUCCAAUCCAUCUGAUGAAUUAAAGUUUAUCUACAAGAAUCACGAUCUUAAUCUCUUCAUUUCCAUGGCGUUGAUGCACAACAACAACAACGCCGCCACGGCCUUUCGUCUCGGCAAAGAUUGUGCGGACAGGAAGGAUUAUUUCUCGACAUUUCGACAUGUGGGGUUUCCGAAGAGAAGUUGGUGUGUGAAGGUAAUGGCGAACAUGAAGACGACGGCGGCAACGGGCAAUGUGGAUAUGGUUAAUGGGAGAAAAGUGAAGAAUGGUGUCCCUCUGGAUAGGAUACCUUUUUUGGAGAAGAGGAAUAACAAUACUACCCAGGAAGGGGAAUUGAGCCUGCAGACAAACCAUGAUUAUUUGCUGGGAAAGUUUGUCGAAGAUCGGUUGGUUUACAGACAGUCGUUUGUUGUAAGAUCGUAUGAGAUUGGACCUGAUAAAACUGCAACCAUGGAAACCCUGAUGAAUCUCCUCCAGGAGACAGCCCUGAAUCAUGUCGCGAGCGCCGGGGUGGCUGGAAAUGGAUUUGGAGCCACCCGAGAGAUGAGUGCUCGGAAGCUUAUUUGGGUCGUAACUCGGAUACAUGUGCAAAUCGAAAAAUAUAGCUCUUGGGGAGACAUGGUGGAGAUAGACACUUGGGUGGAUGCUGCCGGGAAAAAUGGGAUGCGUCGCGACUGGAUUAUCCGAGAUUACGCCACUCAAAAUAUCAUAACCAGAGCCACCAGUACGUGGGUUAUCAUGAACAGAGAAACAAGAAGGUUAAGUAAAAUCCCUGAAGAAGUGAAGAAAGAGGUGGAGCCUUUCUACCUUAACCGAGCAGCGAUCACCACUGAAAACACCGAUAGCGACAGGAUUGAGAAGCUCACCGACGAAACUGCUCAAAGAAUUCGAACUGAUUUGGCACCUCGAUGGAGUGACAUGGAUGCCAAUCAACACGUAAACAAUGUGAAAUACAUUGGGUGGCUUCUAGAGAGUGUGCCAAUAAAUGUGCUGGAAGAUUACAACCUGACAAGGAUGACACUAGAGUAUCGACGCGAAUGUCGUCUGUCGAAUGUUCUUCAAUCCUUGACGAGCAUCAAACCCAAAGUAGCAAAGGAUGGAGACAACCAAGAAGGCGACGGAGCGACCAGAUGUAAUGAGGAAAUUAGGGUUGGCAACAAAGACGAUUUUGAAUGCACACAUUUGCUGAGAAUGGAAGCCAAUCAUACAGAAAUUGUUCGAGCCAGAUCAGUCUGGCAGCCAAAGAAAGAGUCAGACAACAAAAUCCCAUAACUUAUUUCAGAUUUUUUAAUUUUAUUCUAAUAAGUAAAUUAGUGAUUUUAAUUUAUUUGAUUUCAUGUAUGCUGGCCCUUCUUCAAUAACUGUUCUAUCAAUUAUAUCCUGUUGAUUGUUUUUUACAUUAUUUUGUUUAUUUUUAUUUUCAAGAAUUUGUUGUAGCUGCAUGUGUAUAAAGAUUGAAGUAGGUACACGGAGGAUUGCCUUCAA